GAGAUGGAGAACAAGGCCAUGUAUCUGAGUACAUAUGAAGAGAGAGAGAACGGCUCCAUGUAUGAAGAGGCCUACGAUGGACGCAACCUGUCUAAACUUAACCUAUGUGAUGAAGGGUCUGGAAAGCGUCGCAGGAAGCAGGAUCAGUGUUGCGGCCAUCUUAACUCCCUCUCAGCUAUCAAGUACGCCAUCGUCUCCCUCUACAUCCUGGUUCUUCUCACCAUCUUUGGACUCUGCCUGGCAGUGUCUCGCUCCCAGGUUUCUUCAGAGCGACAGGAGGUGCUGAUGGAGAACGUGACUCGGAUUUCGGAGCGUUCUCAGCUGCUUCAGCAAAACCUGGGAGAGGCGUCCACACAGGCCGACCUGCUGGAGAACAUCUGGAAACUGGAGAACCUCUUCCAGAACCACAGCGACUGGCUGCAGAGGCUGGAGAUCCUCAUCAAGGGUCUGGAGGUGGAGCUGAGGAACGUCCAGGCUAACUCCCUCCAGUCAGAGGGCUACCUGGUGCAGCUGGACGACAGACUGGCAUCUCUCAGUACCUCCGCCAACAGGAACCUCACAGGCUUGGGUGCAGAGGUGGCCCGAACCUCCAUCUGGCUCCGCAACCAUGACAUCCUGUUCAGGGAAACCUCAGGGCACGUGAGCGGGCUGAGAGAGAAACUGGACGAGGUUAACUGGACAGUGGGAGCUGUCAAUCACACCUUCAGCAAUGACAUCAGUGUCCACCACUUGAAAAUACAGGACUUGCAGAUCCAGAUCAGCAACAUCACAGAGGACACCUCCAGUUUGUGGGUGACCCACGUCCACACGGAGGCCCAGCUGAGGAACGAGAUGGAGAUCCUCAACACAAUCACAGAGGACCUCCGCCUGAAGGACUGGGAGCACUCCAUGACCCUGAAGAACCUCACCAUAUUAGAAGGGCCUCCUGGGCCAAAAGGAGAGAAGGGUGAUACUGGUCCAUUUGGGCCACCUGGGGCCCCUGGAUUGACUGGCUUAAGAGGGUUUACAGGAGAAAAAGGCAUCCAGGGCCCUCGAGGUAUUAAAGGGUCGACUGGGGUCGGCGGCGGUGAGGGAGAAAAAGGAGAAGUUGGACCUAUUGGGCCUAAAGGUGACAGAGGAGAAAGAGGGAUGAAAGGGGAGAAGGGUGAUCGAGGAGACAGGGGCGAGAAAACAGUGGAGGAGACCCUGGUGCGGCUGGUGAAUGGGUCAGGUCCUCACGAGGGUCGCGUGGAGGUUUUCCAUGAACGCCGCUGGGGGACGGUGUGUGACGACGUCUGGGAUAAAAAGGAUGGGGAUGUGGUCUGUAGGAUGCUGGGAUACAGAGGAGCCACUGAGGUUCAUAAGACCGGACGCUUCGGACAAGGUACUGGUCUGAUCUGGAUGGAUGAUGUGGCGUGUACAGGGAUUGAAGACACCAUCCACCAGUGUAAGUUCUCUGGUUGGGGCAAAACCAACUGUGGCCACGUGGAGGACGCUGGUGUGACUUGUGCCAUCUAAAACCCUCAUGAUCCUGUAAUUGCUACAGCAGCCAAACAUCCCCUCAAACAAGUGCCUUCAACUUUAAAGAAGAUACAAGGUGGACAUCUUCCAAACAUUUGUCCAAGAGGUGGCGUAUUAGCUGUGUGUUGCUUGUUUUACCUGCAAAAAGUGCCACCUCAC
This is a messenger RNA of Scomber japonicus (chub mackerel), 1659 nucleotides long. RefSeq names its product scavenger receptor class A, member 5 (putative) (gene scara5). The transcript has 11 exons. Gene Ontology annotation, molecular function: ferritin receptor activity. The record is from RefSeq and is a predicted model, not a curated record. Lineage: Eukaryota; Metazoa; Chordata; Actinopteri; Scombriformes; Scombridae. Bases 4 to 1497 code for a protein of 497 amino acids. Gene Ontology annotation, cellular component: plasma membrane. Gene Ontology annotation, biological process: iron ion transmembrane transport.